AAAAGUUGAUAUUUUUUAAAAAUUCUAUAAAUUCCUCAAUAUUUUCAACUGUAUAACAGUGUAAGCUUUUUUUCUGCCAACAAAACCGGACAAAGCUACUGCGGAGAUGGAGAUGUUCAAGAACUGAAGUCAAGAUGAGGUGGAGGAGGCAAUGCAGAUAAGUAAUGGUGAGAGAAAGAUGGAAGGAGAAGAUAGUGUGAAAACAGUAGAUUGCUUGAGAGGAAGGCUGCUUGCAGAAAGAGCUGCUUCCAAAAAUGCUAAAGCGGAGGCACAACAAUUGGAAAUUAAGUUGAUGGAACUAGAAAAACUGUUGACACAAGAGGCAAAAUCAAGAAACAAAGCUGAGAAGAAGCUGAAAUUCUUGACGAAGAAGCUUGAAUCCAUCAACAUUUUUCAUUUAUCAGAUGAGUCAGAAUACAUUUCCUCCAUUUCAUCCACAAUUACCAAAGAAGAAGAAGAAGAGGGCAAUCGAAAUCAGCAGGCGAGAAUUUCUGAGGCAUUUGAAAAUCAAGAAUUGAAAGGGGAAGCCAUAUUUCAGAAGGAUUUGGGAAAUUUGAAGCAAAUUGAUUCUUCAUUUAGUCUGAGUGAUGACAACAGCUCCACAGCUGAAGGGGCUUCAACCUCUUGUGCAUUUGAAGUCCAUUUGCCUGAAUUCAAAGGCCUCGAAUGUGAAAUGAGACGCGACAAAGAUGUAAAGUCGCCAAGAAUAGGCAAGAUUGUUGAGCAAAGAAAUGCCACAUUUGAGGAUUCUUUAUCCUCUGCUAGUGGAAAAUCGAGUUCAAACAUGGAUCAACAGAGUGAUUUCUGCUGGCGUAGCAUUGACGAGGGCGAGGGCGAGGGCGAGGGCAUCAACCAAAGAAAUGCCUUAUUUGAGGAUUCUUUAUCCUCUGCUAGUGAUCAGCAGAGUGGUGAUAGCAUUAGCAUUAGAUCUUGUGCUGAUGAACAAGGCCAAGAUUCCGACAGUCAAAUAGAUGAUUCCAUGGCUCUAGUUGUGGUUGAUACGUCUCAAAAGAUUCAUAGGAUUGAUCCGGAUGCUCUUGAUGCUACGGUGAGGGAAGUGCUCGACACACUGAGGCGCGCAAAGGAGCAACUUCGGAGUUCAAUGGAGAGACGACGGAUGAAGGUGAUCGGAGUUGGUCGGACCAAUCUUGCUGUUAAAACUAGUACCAUUUUCAUAUAGAGCUCACUAUAUGUAUUUUGCCUAUAUUGUGUGUUUUUUUAGAUGGAUGAGUGAUGGUAUAGGUAGAGAGUUGGUGUUCAAAAUGAAUAAAAUGGCACUUGAUUUAGAUAUUGCUAAAUUAAUGAUAAACCUUCUUGGAUUA
Molecule: messenger RNA, 1322 nt
Organism: Salvia miltiorrhiza (redroot sage)
Lineage: Eukaryota; Viridiplantae; Streptophyta; Magnoliopsida; Lamiales; Lamiaceae
Exons: 5
Coding region: 152-1180 (342 amino acids)
Source: RefSeq, a predicted model, not a curated record